AUGUCUAUGGAUGCGAAGGACAUCGAUAUGUCCUACGGCAUUGAGAAGACGCCAGCUGUUCCUGGUGCCGAGUCAGUCUCUGCAACCGAGACCGAGCUUCAGAGAACACACACUCCUCUAAAGAAGCAGUUCAAUUCUGUCACCCUUUUAUCCAUGGCUUUCGUGAUAUGUAAUAGCUGGGCUGGAAUCUCCGGCAGCAUUCAACUGGCACUGUUACAAGGAGGACCUGUCACUCUUAUCUACUCAAUUAUCAUCAGCACGUCAGCAUACCUUGCUAUUGCUGCCUCUUUAGCUGAGCUAGCGUCUGUUUACCCAACUGCUGGAGGACAGUACCAUUUUGCAUCUAUCCUUGCCCCGUCGAGACUCAGACGGGUCUACCAGGGAAUGGCCUUUUUUGCGCUCGUGUAUAACAUCUUCGCGCUCAAGCGCGCGCCUUGGACCCAUAAUAUUGGCUUCUUCCUCACGUUGUCACUAUUUUUGACAUCUUUCAUUGUGAUCCUAAUUCGCGCUAGCCCGAAGCAACCAAGCACCUUUGUCUGGACAACCUUUAUCAACGAGACCGGCUGGCCAAACGGUGUUUGUUUCUUGACCGGCCUUUCUACCUCAUGUUAUAUGUAUAAUGGCUUGGAUGCAUCCAUGCAUCUGGCCGAAGAGUGCAGCGAGCCUGAACGAACAGUCCCACGGACUAUUAUGGCCGCUGUGGGCAUCGGAUUUGUUACCGCAUUCUCAUAUACGGUAGCCCUACUCUAUGGUCUGACUGAUAUUACGCAAAUAUUGACCACAACGGGGUGGAUACCUUAUAUUGUUUAUGUACAAAUAUUUCGAUCAACGACAAUAGCAAAUGCGCUCACAAUUAUUGGUGUCGUAAUGGCAGUCUUUAUAAUCAUCGCCGUACAGGAAACAUCUUCUCGCCUUGCGUGGUCCUUCGCUCGCGAUGAAGGAAUUGUGUUCUCUAAAUUUAUCAAGCGGAUUGAUCCGAGACUUGAUGUUCCGAUCUUUGGACUUCUUUCCACCUGGUCCCUGGUGUUUGUGUGUGGUUUGAUCUAUUUGGGUUCUGCAACUGCAAUCAACGCUCUUAUUGGAGCCUGUAUUAUUCUCCAGGAACUAUCAUUUGCUAUCCCCGUGGUACUACUUCUUUACCAAGGACGGUCCACAAAAUUUUUGCCGCCAAAGCGGCCCUUCAAAAUGCCGCAUGUUCUAGGCUGGGCUGUCAAUAUCUAUGUUGUGAUGUUCACAAUUUUGACACUAGUCUUCUUUAACUUGCCGAUCUUCAUCCCGACAAAUGCUUCUACAAUGAACUACGCGUGCGCGAUUCUCGGGGUUGCCUUAGUACUCGGUUUGCUGAACUGGUGGCUCUAUGCCAAGAAGCAUUACAAUGGGCCUGUGGUAGAGUUCUAUGAACAGGCAAAUUGUGCCCAGGAAGACUGA
Penicillium lagena is the source of this 1428-nucleotide messenger RNA. RefSeq lists its product as uncharacterized. Gene Ontology annotation, molecular function: transmembrane transporter activity. Lineage: Eukaryota; Fungi; Ascomycota; Eurotiomycetes; Eurotiales; Aspergillaceae. Gene Ontology annotation, cellular component: membrane. Gene Ontology annotation, biological process: transmembrane transport; amino acid transport. The record is from RefSeq and is a predicted model, not a curated record. The coding region runs from base 1 to 1428 and encodes 475 amino acids. The transcript is spliced from 7 exons.